Messenger RNA from Phalaenopsis equestris, 1726 nucleotides. RefSeq names its product glycerol-3-phosphate 2-O-acyltransferase 6-like. The record is from RefSeq and is a predicted model, not a curated record. Gene Ontology annotation, molecular function: glycerol-3-phosphate 2-O-acyltransferase activity; phosphatase activity. NCBI's taxonomy places the organism in Eukaryota, Viridiplantae, Streptophyta, Magnoliopsida, Asparagales, Orchidaceae. Gene Ontology annotation, biological process: cutin biosynthetic process. Gene Ontology annotation, cellular component: membrane.
UCAAGACAGGGAGAGGGAGAGAGAAGAGAAAGAUUGCAUGGCCAAAACCAUGUCUUCCUCCUCCCCUUCCAUCCAAGCCUGCUCCUACCACAACCGCAGUACUCACACCGUCAUCUCCGACCUCAACGGAACUCUCCUCCGCUCAGCCUCCUCCUUCCCUUACUUCGCCCUCGCCGCAUUUGAGGCCGGCGGCCCUCUUCGUCUUCUUUUCCUCCUCCUCCUCUACCCUCCCUCCCUUUUCCUCCACCACUUCGUCUCCGAAUCCGCCGGCAUCAAAGUUCUCAUCUUUGCUUCGCUCGCCGGAGCAAAAUUAUCAACCAUCGAGUCUGUAGCACGUGCCGUUCUGCCCAAGUUCUAUGUGGAGGAUUUGCAUCCGGAGACAUGGCGGGUGUUGUCAGCGUGCGGUCGGCGGUGCGUGGUGACGGAGAGUCCAGCGGUGAUGGUGGGGCCGUUUUUGAAAGAGUAUUUGGGGGUUGACGAGGUGGUGGGGACGGAGCUUGGGGUCUAUAGAGGAAGGGUUACAGGGUUGGUGCGUGACAGUGGAGUGCUCGUCGGAGAGAGGAAGGCUGAAGCGUUGAAAAGGGUGUUUGGUGGUGAAUUGUUGCCGCAGACAAUUGGGAUCAGUCAUCGGAAUUCGGAUGGCGCUUUCAUGAAUCUCUGCAAGGAAUCCAACAUGGUGCCACCCAACCCAGAACUCCCUGCAGUGUGGUCAGCUCACCUCGCCAAACCCAUCAUCUUCCAUGACGGCCGCGUUGUCCAAAAACCACCCCCGCUCCUAUCCCUCCUCACCGUCCUCUACCUCCCCUUCGCCUUCUUCCUCUCCAUUUUCUGCAUCGCCGUCGGCGGUCUCCUCCCCAUCCACCUCUCCCUCCUCGCCCUUCGUUCCCUCGGUGUAGGCAUAAUCAUCCAAGGCACAACUCCACCUCCCAACGUCAUACUCUUUGUCCUCUGCCACCGCACUCUCCUAGACCCAGUCUUCCUCUCCUUCUUCCUCUGCCGCCCCAUCCCCGCCCUCACCUACUCCCUCUCCCGCCUCUCCGAACUCAUCUCCCCAAUUAAAACCGUUCGUCUCACCCGUGACCGCGCCACCGACGCCGCUGCCAUCAAAAGACUCCUAACCCGAGGCGACCUUGCCAUAUGCCCUGAAGGAACCACUUGUCGUGAGCCUUUUUUGCUGAGAUUCUCUGCUCUGUUUGCUGAAUUGACCGACGAAAUCGUGCCGGUAGCCGUGAAGGUUAGGAUGAGCAUGUUCUACGGAACGACGGCGAGAGGGUGGAAAGGAUUGGAUUCCUUUUACUUUUUCAUGAAUCCAAGACCAGUUUAUGAAGUGAGUUUUUUGAGCAAGUUGGGGAAAGAGCAUACAUGUGGAGAAGGAGGGAGGAGUAGUUAUGAAGUGGCUAAUUAUGUGCAGAGAAUGAUUGCAGGGGGAUUAUCGUAUGAGUGUACGAGUUUGACGAGGAAGGAUAAGUAUAUGGUUUUGGCAGGGAACCAUGGAGCGGUGGUGGAGAAGAAGAGGGGGAGGGUGGUCGGAGGAAGAGGAGGAAAGUGUGCUGUUAGAGUUGUUUAUUACUUGUGUUCUUUUUGGGAGAAGGUUCGCAGUGGGAGGGUUUGGGUGAGGUUUAUCGGCUAAGGAUUGGUUUGUGAUGUCUGGAAGAAUGAUUUGGAACUUUGUAUUACUGGUUCGGUGUCUUGUUUCUGAUAUGAAUGAAAAUAAUGUGUUUUUACA